AUUAAAAUGAACGCGAAAAAGAGCCCCAAAUCACACAGCCUUCUUGAUCAAUCCCUAGAGCAAGACUUGAGUGAGGAUCAGUCUAAGAAGACUAUUGAGGAAGAAAAGGUGCCUAAAAGUGAAGGAAAAAAUUCCAGUAAGAAGACUUCCAAGAGGAAAAGAAUGAGCAAAGGUGUAAAAGUGUCUCUGAUACCAUUGAAUAGCUCAGUGAAAGGGAUGAUGAACCACUUGAAAGUGUCUCCUUUCAUCAACCUGGUCUUCAAAAAUAGUUCUCAAGGAAGAACUACAAUCACCGAUGUGGUUGAAAGGCUGAAGACCAAGCAGUGGGAUAACUUGCUGACCAACUCCAAGGUGGUUUUCUACAAGAAAUUAUCCUCUGGAAAGGGUGGUUACACUCAACUCAAGACGGACCAAGUGAUAGGGAAUGAAAAUGACAUCUCAAUAUACUACAAGAUUAACAUUAUUUCAGGGUCAGAUCAAGAGAAGGCGUCCGAAGAGAGUCCUGGAAAUACAAAGAAGACCGAGCUCGGCAAAUAUUAUAAUAUGGAAGACAAAGAAGUAGACAGCUUUGUCAAAAUGUGAUCAGUAAUGGUCGCUGAUCUCGUUCUCAAGGAAAAGAAUGUAAAUAAGCGGGAGAGGAAAAGGCUACUCAAGAGCGCUCAGGAAGACUAUUAUGGCAAGGAGAUCGUGGCUGCCCAGCAGGAGAGAAGCUCUAGAAUAUGCUCAGAAGUGUCAGGACCAGCAAAAGAUAGCUCAAAUACCCAGAAGAUAGAGACAGGGUCCUGAUCUGAUUCUGAGUCAUCCAAUUCUGAGGAUUCCUUCAAGCUCUGCGAGUGAUGUGAUAGGAGGUUCCAAGCGUAUAUUAAAAGGAAGGAAAAGAAGGAAGAGAAGCAGCUGCUGAACCCUGAUGAGUUCUUCUUUAAUAAAUAUCCUGAGAACCUGGAAUACAGUGAGGUCUCCCACAAAGCUAAAAACAACUUGGUAAUGAAUACAUUGAUGAAUCAGUAGGGUAUGGAGCGAGGUUUUAAUAUUUUUGAGAAUAAGAGUUAUGAGUU
This is a messenger RNA of Moneuplotes crassus, 1055 nucleotides long. Lineage: Eukaryota; Ciliophora; Spirotrichea; Euplotida; Euplotidae. The record is from the annotation of a GenBank genome assembly.